AUGAGGGAGUUUAAAGUCGUUAUAUUGGGAUCUGGAGGAGUGGGGAAGUCUGCCUUAACUGUACAAUUUGUUUCCAAUAAAUUCUUGGGUAAGUUUUGUUACAUUAUUGUUAUCUAUUUUUAGAUUACUCUAUGGUAGAAAGAACUAACUGAAUUGUUUAAAAAGGGUGGACAAAGUUAUAGUUCUGAGACAUGAAAAGUAUAAACUUGUGAUUUAUAAACAUCAAUUUAUUUUUUAGACUACUUUUGUCCGACAAUUGAAGACUUCUAUCGAAAAGAAAUAGAAGUCGAUGGAAAGCCGUCGGUGUUGGAGUUGUUGGACACAGCCGGGACAGAACAGUUUGCGUCGAUGAGGGAUCUUUAUAUCAAAAAUGGCCAAGGCUUUGUUGUUGUUUAUUCUAUCACAAACUUACAAUCUUUCCACGAUAUACGAACGAUGCGCGAUCAGAUCGUUCGUGUCAAGGUGAGUUGGUUUACAUACAUUACGUUUCAUUCCUUAGUGUUUCCAAAGAAAAUUUACUUGUCAAGAAUCACUUAGAAGUAGAUUUUGUAUAUCAAUUUUGUGUUUUUGUUUAUUGUUUUGUUUUAAUCAGGCAUCUGUAGCAGAUUUUUGAGUUUUUAGGUAGUAAAUUAAAAUGGAAACUAUUUUUAAUGCUUUUCUUUGUUUUUCAGGGUACCGACCAAGUUCCAAUUUUGUUAGUGGGUAACAAAUGUGAUCUGUCACAUCAGCGACAAGUCCGAACGGAAGAAGGUGCAGCUCUAGCUGAACAAUGGGGCUGUCCUUUUGCCGAAUGUAGUGCCAAGAACGCCCAUAAUGUGAAUACGGUGUUUGCGGAGAUUGUGAGAGAGAUCAACUACGUUCAGAAUGCACAAACAAAACAACAGUCGGGAUGCUGCACGAUAUCUUAA
Bursaphelenchus okinawaensis is the source of this 908-nucleotide messenger RNA. The record is from the annotation of a GenBank genome assembly. NCBI's taxonomy places the organism in Eukaryota, Metazoa, Nematoda, Chromadorea, Rhabditida, Aphelenchoididae.